AUGCCUUUCAAGAAGAAUAAUAAUAAACAUAAGAAACAGAAUCAUAAAAAAGUACAGGAUGUCUAUUAUGGUAAUAAAGAGGUACAAGAGAGAUGGGAUCCAAAGAAGACCACUCUUGAGAACUAUGCUCUCAUGGGUUUGAAGUUUCAAAAUACAACUAGAGAUUCAGAGAGAAGACAACAGGCAUUGGAGAAGCUAAAUAUGGUUGAGAAGCCAAUCGAUCUAAAAGUUGAACCAGAAGCACCAAGAGUAGAGAGAGGUCAAACUUUUUCGGAUCAACAUUAUUACAGAGAUUUAAUACUUAAAUAUAAUGAUGAUUAUGAGAAAAUGAAAAUGGAUCAUAAAAUUAAUUAUAUGCAGAAAACAGCAAAGCAAUUGGAAAAUGGUUGUAAGAGAUUCAUUGUUUUAUAUGGUCAUCCUUUAAUGCCAAAUGUAGAGGAGAAAGUAGAAGAGAAGAAAGUAGAGAAACAAGUUAAGCCAGUUGAAGAAAAACAAAAACCAAAACAACAACAACAACAAACAACACCAAAUAAAAGAAAACCAAAGAGACAAUCACAAAUUAAAGAGAAAGUAGUAGAAGUUCAACAAGUUACAGAAACUUUAAAUACAACAACAACAACCACAGCCAAACCACAACAACCUGCAGCUGCCAAGAGAGCAAACAAAAGAAAGACAACAACAGCCACCACCACUGAAUCUAACAAAGCAGCACCAGUACCAACCACCUCCACCACAACUACCACUAAAACCAUUAAAAAGACCAAUCCCAAAUCAGUGUAG
This is a messenger RNA of Heterostelium album PN500, 780 nucleotides long. RefSeq lists its product as uncharacterized. Gene Ontology annotation, biological process: ribosomal large subunit biogenesis. Bases 1 to 780 code for a protein of 259 amino acids. The record is from RefSeq and is a predicted model, not a curated record. Lineage: Eukaryota; Evosea; Eumycetozoa; Acytosteliales; Acytosteliaceae. The transcript has 2 exons. Gene Ontology annotation, cellular component: nucleolus.